Scomber scombrus (Atlantic mackerel) is the source of this 1726-nucleotide messenger RNA. RefSeq names its product hepatocyte growth factor activator (gene hgfac). Gene Ontology annotation, molecular function: serine-type endopeptidase activity. Gene Ontology annotation, biological process: zymogen activation; blood coagulation. The transcript is spliced from 13 exons. The coding region runs from base 5 to 1726 and encodes 573 amino acids. NCBI's taxonomy places the organism in Eukaryota, Metazoa, Chordata, Actinopteri, Scombriformes, Scombridae. Gene Ontology annotation, cellular component: extracellular region. The record is from RefSeq and is a predicted model, not a curated record.
AUUAAUGCCUGGAUAUGAAGCAGCCAUCUCCAAAGAGCCACACAGGGAAAGCGGGAAAGUUCUUACUACAACAGGCAAAGAAUGUAAAUUCCCAUUUCGUCAGGGUGGAAGGAUUCAUCACCACUGCAUCACCAUCCUCUUCUCAAGACCUUGGUGCUCUAUUACGCAUAAUUUUGACCGGGACCGGCGGGGGGGCUUCUGUGCACCGGAGAAAACUCAAUCAGAUGUCACAGUCAACCCGUGCCAGGUGAAUCCGUGUCAGAACAGAGGCGUCUGUACGCAGAUCCCAUACAGACACUCGUUUGAGUGCUCCUGUCCUGAGGGCUUCUCUGGGAGGCUGUGUGAGCAGAAAAAGUGCUAUGAAACCAUACACCUGCGCUAUUAUGACAUCGGAGAGUCUUGGGGACGAAUUCAUCUCCGUAAUGUGGAACAGUGCACAUGUGUGGCAGGGGAAAUCAAGUGUGAAAGAGUUCGCUACACAACCUGCCGUUUCAACCCUUGUCAGAAUGACGGAACGUGUCGGCUAAUCAUAGCCACCGGCAAGGAAGUGUGUAGCUGCAGACGUGGCUUCGUCGGAACGCACUGUAGCUUUGAGCCAGAGACAGAGUGUUAUAACAGAAGGGGCACAGAUUACAGAGGGGUGGUGGGCACUACGGUAUCUGGUGGCCGCUGUCUGCCGUGGAACUCGGACCUGCUGUAUGACGAGCUCCAUGUGGGCACUGUGGUUGCCUCUCCCCUCAGGGGCCUCGGGGAGCAUGCCUAUUGCAGAAACCCAGAUGGAGACAAGAUGCCGUGGUGCUACACAUUAAAUGACGGCGCCAUCUCCUGGGAGUACUGUGACGUCCCCUCCUGUGUGAUGGCUGUGUUUUCUCGAAGGAUAAUCCCAAUGAACGUCCUGCCCGGUGUUAAAAAACCAAAACCCUCCAAGCCUGGCAAAAAGCCUGUGUGUGGGAAAAAGCACAAGAAGAGGUUAUCGGUUCCCAGGGGCCGGAUAAUGGGGGGAACUUCCGCUCUGCCAGGUACUCACCCCUGGAUGGCAGCCCUUUACAUCGGACAGUCGGACUUCUGCGCCGGCAAUCUGGUUUCCUCUUGCUGGAUCGUCUCUGCAGCGCACUGCUUCUUCCGCAACCCCCUGUUGUCCCAGAUUCGUGUGGUGCUCGGCCAGCAGAGAUUCAAUGUCACCGAUUCCAACACCAAGACGUUCGGAGUUGAGAAGUACAUCUUUCCAAAACAGUUCUCAGUGUUCAAUCCAACGCUACAUGACAUUGUUCUGAUCAAACUGAAGAAGCAAGAUGGGAAGUGUGUGAGAAAGACUCCGUUUAUCAGGCCCAUCUGUCUCCCAGACAAAGGCAUGACAUUCCCUGACAACUACUGCUGCACCAUUAGCGGCUGGGGACACAUGCACGAGAAGGCAGAGGGGUACUCCAGUCUACAGGAGGCUGGUGUGAGACUGAUUCCUCAUGAGUCUUGUAGGAAGCCAGACGUCUUUGGCAACCAUGUCACCAAUGACAUGAUUUGUGCGGGGCUCAAUGGCUGUGUUGACGCAUGCCAGGGCGACUCCGGGGGCCCUCUGGCCUGUGCGAAGGAUGAUGUCAGCUUCCUGUAUGGGAUCAUCAGCUGGGGAGAGGGCUGCGGUCGCUAUGGGAAACCUGGUGUUUACACUAAAGUGGUGAACUAUAUCGACUGGAUUAAUUCAGUGAUCAGACGCAAACCUAAGAUUUCGUGA